UGAAUGGAAACAUGAAAUCUCAUUUACCCAAUGAUAAUUUUCCUCCCAAAACUGAGAAUCAAGAAGAUAAUCAUGAUACCCAUGAAGAAGAUGAUGAAGAUGAUGAACUGGGUUAUGAUCCUAAAAAAGCGGGUUCGGGUUCGGGUUCAGUUAUUCUUCAAGAUAGAGAGAGUGAAACGGAUUCAUCGGAUAACCCGAUUCUUCGACGAUCAAAGAGGAUUCGGAGGAAACCAGAAGCGUUAGAGAAUCUUGAUUAUGAACAAAAUCAGAUUCAGAUUCAGAAGAAGAGGAAAAUAGUUCGGGUUGAGACUGAACAUGAACCCGACUCGGUUAGCUCAAUUUCUUGUACAAGUCCAGAUGAAGAUGUUGCUUAUUGUUUGAUGUCGAUGAAGAAUGAUAAAUGGGUUUUUAAAGAAGAUGAUGAUGAAGAAGAUGGUGAAGAAGAUGGUGAAGAAGAAGAGGUUGAUUCAGACUCGCCGGAAAACAGGAAGAAUGAUCGGAAAACCAGAGGAAAGUAUAAAUGUGAGACUUGUUUGAAAAUAUUCCGAUCAUAUCAAGCUUUAGGAGGUCACCGAGCAAGUCAUAAGAAAACUCGAUCAAUUCCCAUUCCAAAUCCGAUUCCGAUUCCAACAUUUGAAGAACAAGAAAACGAUGAUCAGAAAAUUCAUGAAUGUCCUGUUUGUUAUAGAGUAUUUUCUUCAGGGCAGGCAUUAGGUGGGCAUAAGAGAUCGCAUGUUAUUGCGGCGGCGGCGGCGGCGGUGGCGACGAGUUCGAUUCAGCGACGACCAGCUCCGGUGAAGAGAAAGAGUAAUGUAACGAUGAUUGAUCUUAACCUUCCUGCUCCAAUGGAGGAUGAUGAUGAUGAGGAUGAUGAGAGAGAAUGGGGGAAUUGAAGAGGUAAAAGAUUGAUUUUUUCUGUUUCUUUCUCAUUUUCUUGAUAAAGUAUUGUUAGUAGAUUGGAUUAAAUGGAGAAAGGCAUGAGUUUUUUUGAAAAUUGUUUUUGGGUUAAAAUAGGAUUUUGAAAAUAGUAUUGUUUGACCUAGCUAGAACAGUAGAAUGGGUGAAUGAAGAAGAUGAAGUUCUCUCUCUUUUGU
Impatiens glandulifera is the source of this 1094-nucleotide messenger RNA. Its product is annotated as zinc finger protein ZAT9-like. Lineage: Eukaryota; Viridiplantae; Streptophyta; Magnoliopsida; Ericales; Balsaminaceae. Gene Ontology annotation, biological process: regulation of DNA-templated transcription. Bases 12 to 893 code for a protein of 293 amino acids. The record is from RefSeq and is a predicted model, not a curated record. The transcript has a single exon.